CCUUUCGGACUCGCGCACGCACCGGUCUCCCCGGGGGUUCUGGCCCGCGGGUUGGAGUCGCCUCUGCGUCCUCGACCACAGCGGUGAGCGGCGCGUCCCCGCGAGCGAGGCUGCGCGACCCGAAAAGAGGGAGAGAUGCCGAAAAAAAAGACUGGUGCGAGGAAGAAGGCAGAGAACCGUCGAGAACGCGAGAAGCAACUCAGGGCGUCUAGAGGCACUGUAGACUUAGCCAAGCACCCAUGCAAUGCUUCCAUGGAAUGUGACAAGUGUCAGAGGCGGCAGAAGAACAGAGCAUUUUGCUACUUUUGUAAUUCUGUUCAGAAGUUACCAAUUUGUGCACAGUGUGGAAAAACAAAGUGUAUGAUGAAGUCUUCAGACUGCGUCAUCAAGCAUGCUGGUGUGUACAGUACAGGCCUUGCUAUGGUGGGUGCAAUAUGUGACUUCUGUGAAGCUUGGGUGUGCCAUGGGCGGAAGUGUCUUAGCACCCAUGCCUGUGCCUGUCCACUCACUGAUGCAGAGUGUGUGGAAUGUGAGCGAGGGGUAUGGGACCAUGGAGGCAGAAUAUUCAGCUGUUCUUUUUGCCAUAAUUUUCUCUGUGAAGAUGACCAGUUUGAACAUCAAGCCAGCUGCCAAGUCCUAGAAGCAGAAACGUUUAAAUGUGGUUCCUGCAAUCGCCUUGGCCAGCAUUCGUGCCUCCGGUGUAAGGCUUGUUUCUGUGAUGAACAUACAAGGAGCAAGGUGUUUAAGCAAGAAAAAGGGAAACAACCUCCUUGCCCUAAGUGUGGACACGAAACGCAGGAGACAAAGGACCUCAGCAUGUCAACACGCUCCCUGAAGUUUGGCAGGCAGACUGGAGGAGAGGAGGGAGACGGUGCUUACUGGAGGAGCCUGUCGUCUGACAAGUACGGAGAUACUGCGUACCAUGAGGAGGAUGAGGAGGACGAAGCAGAGGAUGAUGAAGAGGAAGAAGAUGGGAAGGACUCAGAUGCCGAGUCAUCAGAUCUGUUCACUGGUUUGAACUUAGGAAGGACCUAUGCCAGCGGCUAUGCUCACUACGAGGAGCAGGACUAG
Acomys russatus (golden spiny mouse) is the source of this 1071-nucleotide messenger RNA. It is a transcript of the gene Noazfp, whose product is annotated as zinc finger protein 330. Lineage: Eukaryota; Metazoa; Chordata; Mammalia; Rodentia; Muridae. Gene Ontology annotation, molecular function: zinc ion binding. Gene Ontology annotation, cellular component: nucleus. The coding region runs from base 136 to 1071 and encodes 311 amino acids. The transcript has 10 exons. The record is from RefSeq and is a predicted model, not a curated record.